Messenger RNA from Solanum dulcamara, 814 nucleotides. Its product is annotated as reticulon-like protein B5. The transcript is spliced from 5 exons. The coding region runs from base 29 to 772 and encodes 247 amino acids. The record is from RefSeq and is a predicted model, not a curated record. Lineage: Eukaryota; Viridiplantae; Streptophyta; Magnoliopsida; Solanales; Solanaceae.
ACAACAUAUUUUUAGUCUCUGCAUCACCAUGUCCGAUCAAGUGGAAGAAAUUGCUCCUGAAUCAUCAGCGAAAGGGAACGUUGAUCAACAUGAUUAUUCUUCUUCUUCAUCCAUUGAAGGCGAUGACUUUCGACAACCCACCAAUGACAAGUCUCACCUCUUUGGCCGCCAGAAACCUGUCCAUGCAGCUCUAGGCGGUGGCAAACCCGCUGAUAUUUUGUUGUGGAGGAACAAGCAGAUUUCAGCAGGGAUGCUUGCUGCUGCCACUGUCAUUUGGCUUCUCUUUGAAUGGAUUGGUUAUCAUUUGCUCACUUUUAUUUGUCAUUCUCUCAUACUUACCUUGGCCAUCUUGUUCUUUUGGUCAAAUAUCUCCCACUUUGUCAACAAGACUCCUAUGGAAUUUCCAGAGCUUGUAUUGCCAGAGAAGUUGUGGACACAGGUUGCUCUACUUUUGAGGGAUAGAUUCAACUGGGCAUUUGGUGUCUUCUGGGAAGUGGCUUCUGGAAAGGAUUUGAAGAAGUUUCUCUAUACUAUUUUAGGGUUGUGGAUUGUGUCUAUUGUUGGCAGCUGGUUUGAUUUUCUGACUAUUAUUUACAUCUUAUUUGUCAUGCUGUUGACAGUACCCUGGUUUUAUGAGAAACAUGAAGAUCAAGUGGAUACCUAUGCACAGAAGGCUAAAAAAGAACUCAAGAGACAGUACAGUCAUUUGGAUGAGAAGGUUCUUCAAAAACUACCAAAAGUUCCUUUUGUCAAAGAUAGUAAGCAGCAGUGACGACAUUCUAUUUCCAGGAAGAUCACAACAUCACAGAAGGAG